AUGUUGCCUCUGUCCCUUCUGCUGCUCCUCGUUUUCCCAGCAGCGCUCCUUGUGGCAGCGCAGGGCGCCGUGGACUUCCAGGGUUUCAGCUUUCCCGGAGGGGACCCUUGCAUGGUGGUGUAUCCCCCGUGUAUGAGCGAGGCUGACCGCUUCAGCCUGGAGGCCCUGCGCACUAUCCAUCAGAAGAUUGACGAUGACCAAGACGGCGAGAUCGAAGUGGAGGAGAGUAAAGAGUUCAUCAUUGAAGACAUGAAGCAGCAACAGACCAACAAACACAGCAACUUGCACAGGGAAGACCAGCACAUCACGGUUGAGGAGCUCUGGAGGGGCUGGAAGUCGUCUGAAGUACACAACUGGACUCAAGAUGACGUGCUGCGCUGGCUGAAGGAGUUUGUUGAGUUGCCACAAUAUGAGAAGAACUUCAAAGAUUUUAAGGUCAAUGGAAACACACUUCCAAGGAUUGCAGCUAAUGAGCCUUCAUUCCUGAGUGGACAGCUGAGAGUUCAGGACCAGAGGGAUAAGCAGAAACUCAACAUCAAAGCUCUGGAUGUUGUUCUGUUUGGACCACCUACACGUCCCCCUCAUAACUACAUGAAGGACCUGCUGCUGAUUGUAUCAGUGGUAAUGGGAAUUGGAGGCUGCUGGUUUGCCCAGGCCCAAAACAAAGCCAGCAAAAUCCACGUAUCGAGGAUGAUAAAAGAUUUGGAAAGUCUGCAGAGGGCUGAACAGAGUCUCUUAGACCUACAGGAACAGCUGGAGCGAGCCCAGGAAGAAAAACGAAAUGUUGCAGAGGAGAAACAGAACCUGGAGGAAAAGAUGAGGGAUGAGAUCAUGGGGGCGCAGGAGGAGGCUCAUCGUCUGCACAGGCUGAGGCAAGGAGCUGUCAGCGAACUCAGCCGCCUUCGAUUUGCAGAGGAAGAACUAGAGCAGGUCCUUAGUGCACUUAAGCAAGCGGAAAAGGAUGUGAAUGCCAGCUGGACUGCCUCAGAAGCACUUCAACAGUGGCUGCAGCUGACCCACGAGGUAGAGGUUCAGUACUACAAUGUCAAGCGGCAUGGUGCAGAACUACAACUUACCACUGCCAAGGAAGAGGCAGAGAGGAUCAAGAAGAAGAGGAGUUCUGUGCUUGGGACUCUCCAUGUAGCCCAUAGCUCAUCUCUAGACCAAGUUGACCAAAAGAUCUUGGAGGCAAAGAAUGCCUUGUCUGAGGUAACAGCCUGUCUACGUGAGCGCCUUCAUCGGUGGUCGCAGAUGGAGCGUCUCUGUGGCUUCCCCAUUAUUAGGAAUCCUGGUCUAGCAAACCUCACAGCUAAACUCUACACAGAACCAGUUGCUCUUCCAUUACCUCGAGUGCUCCAACCACCUUUUUCAUGCCAUAGCUCUAUCCAUGGAUCUAUAGAGGAUCUGUUAGAAGAUCCUACUUCUCCAAUAUUACCACAGAUGCCAGUUCCAGUUCAACCGCUGAAACGCUCUCCUAGAACACAGGGAUCCACCAUAUGUCGGUCACGCCGUCCCGGUGUGGUCACUCAGCCACAGAUCGCCAUGAUCUCUCAGGACCCUGACCUUCUCAUCCCCAGCCGAGCCCCUUAUCCGUGCCUUGAUGAAGAACAAGGCCACUUCCUUAAAACUCUCAAGAAACAAGACUCGGAGGAGAGGUUUUCAGACUCAGAAUAUAGGACUCCAUCUCCCCUGAUCAAAAUAUUACCUACUCUCACUGUUGACAGUUCUUCCCAAAAGCUUUAUCAUGAUGAAACUGAGAUGCUUCCAGACUGCUCCAUUAUGAAGACUUUGGGUAAAGAAGCAGAAGCUGUUGUUGAAUCUCCGGUUUGCAAAAUUUAUAUGGAAGAGCUUGAAGCUUCUGUAGAUGUUUCCGGCAGGAAAAUGGCAAAAGACCAGCUGUUUGAUGCUUCUUUGGAAACACCUUCAUUUUACCAUCCCCAAGAAGAGUCUUUGAUGGAGGCUACAUCAAGAAAGAUAUCCAGAGAAAGGAGUGAAGUUCCAUUGAACGUUGCAGUUAGAAAGUGCCUUUCCAAUGAGUUGGAUGCAGAAUUUCCAACCAGGAAAGUAGAAAGAGAUGCGACAGGGGAAUUGAAGGACACUGCCUCAAGGAGUGUAUAUCGAGAAAGGAGUGAUUUACCUAUGGAUGUGAGGAAGAUUAUUUGGAAUGAAAUAGAAUCGAAAACAGAUUUGGCACCUAGGAAGAUAUCAAGAGAUAUGAUGGGGUCUUCAAUGGACGGUACUUCAAGAAAGAUGAUACGGGAUGAUAUUGACUAUCCGUUUGACUUGGUAUCCAGAAGGAGUACAAGGGAUUCAAUGGGAAUGUCCAUAGACACAGGCUCUAGAAAGCUUGCAUGGAAUAAAGGCGAAUGCCAGCUUGAUUCAUCGGUGAGAGCUUCAGGAAUGGACAACAUGGCGGAGUCUUCCAGAAUACCAUCCAGAAAGAUAUCCAGAGAAGAGCUGGAGGAGUAUGGUACAGAUACUGCUUCCUUUAAGCUGUUACACAGAGAGAAAUUUGAAUCACUAAUGGAUAGCCUAUCAUCAACAGAGAAGCAAGGGUUUGGAUUGGAACCAUCAACAAGCAGGAGGAUACUGAGAGAUGAUCUUGAGAUGUCUGCUGGUUCUGUAAGACGGAGAAUACCAAGACUGACAAGAAACGACAGUGACAGCUCCACAGACACCUCCUCGGGAAAGGUUUUCUGGGAAAGAGCUGAUGUCCCAGUUGAAAUGCAAAGACAACACGUAAUGAGGGAGGAUAUGGGAGCAUCUGAAUUAAGCUCGUUCCAAGGUCCCAUUGAACAGCCAGACCUUACGGUUGCCUCCCAGGUGCCAUGGAGGUCAUCAUCAGACCUUAUUACUGUUGGCCCAUUGAGCCAGCUUGUUUAUGAUGGAAUCCUUGAGAAGUCCUGCAGUUCCAUGGCUUCAACCCCAACCGGCCUCUCUGCUUCAACACCUAACCUGCCCCAGAGCAGACUGCAUGCAGAGGUGGAUCCACAUCCUACAAGGAGUGCUAUCCAGACUCCUGCGUCACCACAUGAAACUGGAGAUGAGAAGCACAAGGAUAAAGAAAAGAGCAAGAAAUCCUUACGGCUUAAAAAUCUAUUCAAAAAGAAACACGAGUCAAGUCCAGAGAAGCUUCAAAGUGGUCUUCAGAAACUCUGA
Messenger RNA from Labrus bergylta (ballan wrasse), 3159 nucleotides. The record is from RefSeq and is a predicted model, not a curated record. Lineage: Eukaryota; Metazoa; Chordata; Actinopteri; Labriformes; Labridae.